GCUGAACAUAUAAUUGACAAAGUAGUAUAUUAAGGCAUAGUUGUGUGCUGCAACCUAGGAUGAUGAUGUUCGAAACGAGCCCCGUUUUGAUUCCCGGCCUGCCCCAGCCCACUACCUCGCACAGGAGACGACAACUACAGAGGACCACGAAACAAGGAACAGAUCCGUGAACAAGGUGGGGCAAGGCCUAUACGUCGCCAGAGCGCGCCAAGGUAAGGUUCGAGAACGGGAUAGAUGUGUUAUUUCUUACGUUGUCUCUACUAGCCGAGUCAGUGGUUGGGCUUCCUGAAAGAGAUUGAUGAUGCUGUCACGCGACGAAAGUGGUAAAAGCGGCGUAGGCACCGCUGGCGAAAGCACCCGAAGCUCAUGUGGCGAUUCUUACGGAGGACGAGGAGCGGAGAUGAAAACUGCGACGAAGAGCGGUGCUCUUACUUCCACCUUUGCGGCGGGGUCCGGGACGAAGGCGAAAAAACGACUCAAGAAAAAAAUACAGGACUUGGUGACCGGCGACGAUGUCUUUUGUACUUUUUGCGAAGACGCCGGGACGUAUGGGAUCACUACCUGGCCAAUGAAUCGUAUAUACUGAUGCUGUUCUUCCCAAGGAUUAGUUGCCCGAUCUAAAAGACGAUGAACUUUCCGUCACCGUCAAGAUAAACUCACUACGCAGUUGUUCGCAUUAUGUGACGUAAAGCAGUAAAUCAAGAUAUCGCAUUGGGUCACUUUUUCCAGAACAGGCCGGGCAUCACAAGUACUUUGAAUGAUGUAUCAAUAACAGGGCUUCUAAUCUGCGGUCAAUGCUGGGGCACGCACGACGAAUGGAAGCAGCGCGUCGUUACGUGCGCAAAGUGCGGGUACAAAUUCCAAAAAU
Molecule: messenger RNA, 868 nt
Organism: Amoebophrya sp. A120
Lineage: Eukaryota; Dinophyceae; Syndiniales; Amoebophryaceae
Source: the annotation of a GenBank genome assembly